Molecule: messenger RNA, 3076 nt
Organism: Neogale vison (American mink)
Lineage: Eukaryota; Metazoa; Chordata; Mammalia; Carnivora; Mustelidae
Gene: SLC25A27
Product: solute carrier family 25 member 27
Exons: 9
Coding region: 192-1190 (332 amino acids)
Biological process (GO): response to cold
Source: RefSeq, a predicted model, not a curated record
UGGAGCUCUCCCGCCGGGGCUGCGAGGAAGGCUGUAGGUUUGUGAGGCCGCCUGGCUGAGACGAGCGAGGGAAAUGGUCCCCGCUCCGCCACUCGCCGGUUGAGGACGGGCAGCCCUGGCAGAGUGGCAGGCCAGCCGCGGCGCUGGGCGCCGGCCAGAAGGGGUGUACCGUCGUCCCGUCUUGCUGCUGAAUGUCGCUUCCAGAGGAUGAGGAGAGGCUUUUGCCGCUUGCCCAGAGAUGGCCCCGAGCGAGCAAGUUCCUCCUGUCCGGCUGCGCGGCUACCGUGGCGGAGCUAGCAACCUUUCCCCUUGAUCUCACAAAAACUCGGCUCCAAAUGCAAGGAGAAGCUGCCCUUGCUCGAUUGGGAGACAGUGCAAGAGAAUCUGCUCCCUAUAGAGGCAUGGUACGCACAGCCCUAGGGAUUGUUCAAGAAGAAGGCUUUCUAAAGCUUUGGCAAGGAGUGACACCUGCCAUUUACAGACACAUAGUGUACUCCGGAGGCCGCAUGGUCACUUAUGAACAUCUUCGUGAAGUUGUAUUUGGCAAAAGUGAAGAUAAGCAUUAUCCCCUUUGGAAAUCAGUAAUUGGAGGUAUGAUGGCUGGUGUUGUUGGCCAAUUUUUAGCCAAUCCAACUGAUCUAGUGAAGGUUCAGAUGCAAAUGGAAGGAAAAAGGAAACUUGAAGGAAAACCUUUGCGAUUUCGUGGUGUGCAUCAUGCAUUUGCAAAAAUCUUAUCUGAAGGAGGAAUACGUGGGCUUUGGGCAGGCUGGGUACCCAAUAUACAAAGAGCAGCACUGGUGAAUAUGGGAGAUUUAACUACUUAUGAUACAGUGAAACACUAUUUGGUACUGAACACUCCACUUGAGGACAAUAUCAUGACUCAUGGUUUAUCAAGUUUAUGUUCUGGACUGGUAGCUUCUAUUCUGGGAACACCCGCUGAUGUCAUCAAAAGCCGAAUAAUGAAUCAACCACGAGAUAAACAAGGAAGGGGACUUUUGUAUAAAUCAUCAACGGACUGUUUGAUUCAGGCUGUUCAAGGAGAAGGAUUCAUGAGUCUAUAUAAAGGCUUUUUACCAUCUUGGCUGAGAAUGAUGAGAAAACCAUGGCUCCAAGUACAAGAAACUUGCUCAAGUUCAUACAGCCAGUGUGUGGCAGAGCUGGGAACAGACCACAGGUCUGUUGAGUUCUAAACCCAUGCUCCUAACUAAUACAAUGUGCAGAAUGUCUUGAGAUCCUGAAGCUAGCUGUAAAAGUUGUCAGGGGAAAGGGACAGUGUGUAGUGGUAAAGAGAUGUUGCUAGAGAAAGGCUGGCUAACCACCAAAGGUCGCCAGGGUGGCACUGCCUUGUUGAUGUGUCACAGUACAUGACCAUGACCUUAAAAGCUGAGUCAUGGGCACUUCCCAGUAAACUGGCCUUGCAAAUACAGAUUUCACCCUCAACUGAACUCACUGAAACUGAUGAUCAGACCACAGCAUUGGCUCAUUCACAUUGAGAAACACACUUGGCAAGUGAUCCAGAUGCUAAAGUCCUCUCAACAGUGUGCUUCCUCCUAAAUUCAAGUCAUCUGUGAAGGCAAGUUAUAAUCAGAAGUUUGCUUACUACACACGGAAUAAUAACAGGAAGAGCUUAUUCGUAAUCUUAGUAUUUAAGAAUAUCCAAGAGCCCUUAAUGUUCAGCCCCACAGUAAAAGGCAUGGAGAAGGACUCUUGUUUUUCCAGCAGUUAUGGCAACAGGCAGACCAGAGCAGACAACACGGAGUCAUACACUUGCAUUAUUUACAACAGUGUAACUAUGCUAGGGAAGAAAAAAACACAGAGGCUCAGUAUAUGCCAUUCGUAUCCUACCCCGUUAUUGGCUGUAUGAUCUCCCUGUUUAACUUCUAUUCAUAACCCAACUAAACUCAACCCCAGUCCCUCCCACUAGGUAAGGGUAGUGCGACCUUGCUUUGCUCACUCACUGAUUAAUAUUUACUUCAUUUGCCUACAGAAGCCUGACCACCUGAGUAGCUAGGAAUGAUUAUAUAAUCCACUCUUAGGUGAGACCUCUAUUCCUUGAUCUGAUGGCAGCUUGAUCUGAUGGCAGUUAUAUCACUGGCUCACUUCAUUUUUCAUAUUCUUUAUUUUGUCCAUGUCUCCCAUAUGGUUAACUAACCAACAUGUGUUCUCCUAAAUCCACUGGUAAAGUCUCAGUCUCCCAAUAUAACACACUCAAUAUUUCCAAACACAGUACAUAAAUAUUGCUUCACAAACUCUCUAACCAAAUACAUUUUAUAUUCUAAUUGCUCAAGCUUCUUUUUUGACUCUAGUUGGAUAGUUUCUUUCUGAUCAAUAUUACCUGUCACCUAUGAACCAAACCAGACAGGACCUGGAUCCAAAAUACCCCUCCUCUGAUGAUACUUCCAGUGUUUCCUCUGCUACUUCCUUCUUUGUCUUUGAUGUUUUUAUCUUCCUUUGUUGAAAAGCCCUCAUCCCCUUAUAAUUCCUUUUGAUGUGGUUAUACCUUUAUUCAAGUUAGUCAAGUCUUUCUGAGCUGGAAACUCUUUUCCCUAUUUUAUAUUAAAUUUUAUAACCACUUUGUAAUACAUCAGGUGUUGAGCUUCUGAUCUAACUCUCAAAGGAUAAUCUUUCAUCUUCACUUGCAAGUUCUUAACUGACACCUUGUCACCCUUUACAAUCUACACACAGAGGAGCCCAGCCUAGAAUUCAGGCAUGCCGAGUCCCAGCCUCUUAGCAGGAAUGUUCAAUAGAAGGAACCCUGGAAUGCAAGCCAGAAGCCUGUUCUCUAGCUUAACAACAUGUUGAUAGCUUUUUGAUUGCUAAGCCUCAGUGUCCUCAUCUGUAAAAUGGGGUAUCAUUACCUUUCCUUUCUGUUGUAAAGUGUUCAGAGAAAUCUAUGAGAUAAAAGACAUGAAAAUACUUUGUUAAUUAUAAAGUGGUCUAUAAAGGUGAAAUACCAAAAUAUUUAUUUUCAGCCUAAGUGGAUUCAAAAUGACUUUGUCAUUCAGAGAUGUAUGAAUGCAUAAAUGUAGAAUAUUCAUAAUCACUUUGAAAUAUGCACUAACUUCUUUGGUUAAUC